Messenger RNA from Cladocopium goreaui, 1149 nucleotides. NCBI's taxonomy places the organism in Eukaryota, Dinophyceae, Suessiales, Symbiodiniaceae. The record is from the annotation of a GenBank genome assembly.
GUUUCGGGCAUGGGUCAAUGCUACCCAUGCGGUUUCAAUCUUUGGAGUCCUUCGCCCAGAGCUGCUCCAAAGGAGACGGAUGGCAAAGACGGGCAGGAGAUCCUUCUGGAGCAACUCGAGUCCUUUGGCUGUUUGGGCGCGACCUUAGUACGGGAAGCAGCAGCGGAGUAUUCCUUCGAUAGUUCACUGGAUGAUGAGGAAUGGGAGCAACAGUGGCUCAGAUGGAAGAUGGCCAUCGACGUUGGCGAAGAGAUGUGGUCUGCUGCCUUCCAGCUGAUUGAGGCUCUCUUGCAGGGUGUCAUGGACCACCUACCUCAGGCAAUCAAUCAUGCCGAGCUGGAUGGCGCCUCCUUGAAAGUGUUUUUCAAUGAAGAGCUGCUGGGUGAGUUUGCAACUCGUUCCAGGAUGGGCGCACAGAUUCGCUUGGAAAAGGAGCUGCGGUUCAUUCUUUCGGUGCCCACUGACUCCUGGCGGCCGCUGAUUGUGGAGGUCAUCGGUUUGGACUUCCCGGCACUACCACGAGCUGUGGAGCUCAGGGAAGACCUACUGAAGACCUUAGGCAGUGACUUCAGUCGGUCAGCGGCCUUCAAAUGUUGGCAGGAACGGAAAGAGGAAUUCCCUCUUCAAUCUUCCAAGCUCCGCAGGGUUCACGAGUCCUUGGCUCAAUACUACUUACCUGCCUAUGUGGCAGAAAAGGCCUUCUGGGGCUAUUUGAAUGCCCCACCACAAGGCUGCAGUGGUGUGCAUAGCUUGGAAUUCCAUCAGGAAGGUGGUGAAGUGCGCGUGACAGCACGGAGGAGGCAGCCAACUGCACAAAGUCAGCUGGAGCAACUUGCCCUCAUCGACGACUUGUGCAUUGAGGUCCUGCUGCAAGAUCGAUUCCUCGGAGAGCAGUUUGCGCCCAGUUCCAUGAAUUUCUUGGCAAUGACCCAUGGACACGCUGCUGGACAAAAGGGAGCAGAUCCAAAGAAGAUCGCAAAGCUCAUGUCCGCGGCCAAAAGCUGGGGUCCAGGAACAGAUGGCUGGCAUCGCUUCGAUGAGACAUGGACAUGCACCGAUCAGAAAGAUUGGCUGGGCAGGACCAUUGAAGAGCAAGGGCGUGUCUUGUGGCACAAGCCAGGUUUUCAACUUACCUGAGUGGCCCAAAAA